Pseudogymnoascus verrucosus is the source of this 1072-nucleotide messenger RNA. RefSeq lists its product as uncharacterized. Bases 91 to 432 code for a protein of 113 amino acids. The transcript has 2 exons. The record is from RefSeq and is a predicted model, not a curated record. NCBI's taxonomy places the organism in Eukaryota, Fungi, Ascomycota, Leotiomycetes, Thelebolales, Thelebolaceae.
CAAACUCAUUCCUGCUCCAAUUCUCACAACUGGUAUGCAAUUUCACUGAAAUAUCUUCCAAUAAAAUUCAACUCGGCCCACAAACCCACCAUGAAGUUCCAACUCUCCACCCUUGCCAUGCUCGGCUCCUUUGUGGCGUUCACCCAUGGGGUAUGUCUCAAGGUCAGCGGCAACGCUCAUAUUAUCCCCGAAACCGGAGAUAUGCAAAUAUUUGCCGUUCUCUUCAACGAUGGCGAGCUUGUUUGCAGUAUCAAUCGUGCCACCUACGAUGAGCAAAUGUGGUUGGACUGCCACGAUGGGCACUAUUCGGCGAUCCCCGAUGACCUUAGCGUUGUCCUGUAUGCACACAACAAGGUGGAUUACAAAAUUCCACUCAAACCGGAGAGUGCUGGAGCAGAUGCCUGGGCCUGGAACGCCCAAUUAGGUUGUUAAUUAUAGCGCAUCCUACUGUGAUGACAGCGCAAGCCAAGAUUCAGCGCACACCUAUACUCUUCUCAGAUAUCCAGUGGACAGUGCUUGGAGACAUGGGGGGUUGAGGUUCCUGAUGCUCUUCGGCUCCGGUCAGAUAAUCAUUCUUUUCAAAUUGGGUAUGAAUAAACGAUUGGAAACGUAUCUUUUGAGUGCUGGGAACACACCGCCUCAUUCCUCAAUUUAGUCGAUCAUUUCUGGGGAAUUUAAAUUAUGCAGCUUCCACAUAAUAUUUGCUUGUGGCGCCCAUGUGACACUCUAUCAUUCAUUCUUAUCUGCGAGUCCCUACUAUGUCCCAAGAGGCAUGCAAGGGCCGUUCUGAUAUCAUCGGAUAUUCGUGCAAUCCAAGAGUCUGGAAGAGGUUCCAUGUGACCUGAGGAUUCAUAUUAGCAAUUUUAGCUAACAGGGUUUAUCUUGGUGGUCUCAUUUUUGAGUAACUGGCUUUUCGAUUGCAGUCCUGGGUGACUGAAAUAUUUUACUUGGACUACAGUUACUAUGAACGCUGUUGUUCUGCAUGGUACCUCUUUAGGCUUUUCGGCGCCUAAGAGUCUGAAGGAGGCUGCCUUUGACUCGAGGAUCUGUACCAGCCAUUGCAUCAGACAGG